Molecule: messenger RNA, 758 nt
Organism: Lycium ferocissimum
Lineage: Eukaryota; Viridiplantae; Streptophyta; Magnoliopsida; Solanales; Solanaceae
Product: PLASMODESMATA CALLOSE-BINDING PROTEIN 3-like
Exons: 3
Coding region: 58-642 (194 amino acids)
Source: RefSeq, a predicted model, not a curated record
AACGUGAAUCCAAACCCAAGCCCGAGCACGAAUCCAAACCCAAACCCAAGCCCGAGCAUGAAUCCAAACCCGAACCCAAGCCCGAGCACAAAUCCUAACCCAAACCCAAAUCCAGGCAACAAUCCGGGGCCAUCUACUGGGGGUACUUGGUGUGUAGCCAGCUCCUCUGCUUCACCAACUGCUCUUCAAACAGCACUGGACUAUGCUUGUGGCUUUGGAGGUGCAGAUUGUUCAACUAUUCAGUCUGGAGGAAGCUGCUAUAAUCCAAACACAAUUAAAGACCAUGCUUCUUAUGCUUUCAAUGACUACUACCAAAAAAAUCCAGCUCCCACAAGCUGUGAUUUCGGAGGAACAGCACAAAUUACUAAUACUGAUCCAAGCUCUGGGAGUUGUCACUAUGCAUCAUCAAAAUCAACCCCCACCACACCCCCUACCAUGCCACCUCCAACUCCUCCUAGCACAAUGACGCCAGUGAAUCCAUACACACCAGGUGGACCUCCAAGUGGUUUUGGUUCAGAACCAACAGAUUAUGGUUUAGAACCAACGGGCAGUCCCAAUGGAGCAGAUAACUUAUCAAGCAACCUCCAGUUUAUCUUUGCCGUGGCCUCUUUCAUGGUGGCAGUUACAGCAACUCAUUUCUAAACAUAUUGGGCAAGCAUUGUUCACUGGAGCUGCAAGAAGACACUAGUUGUCUCCAUACUUCCAUUGAUUCUAAAGAGGCACAAUCAUCAUGAGAUAUGAAAAUCCCAUGGCAUUCA